AUGGCUGUCAAAGAUUCUACGCCAGACCAGGGUGCUGGCUCCUCGCCGAAUGGCGCUGCCCCUGGCAUCGUUCAACGACCUCUCACCCAACCAGCCGACGGUGCCAAACCACAGUCGCCACCAAAUUUGACUCCCGACCAACAGGCCAAGUAUGAGACUGUAUUGAAAACAGUUUCUUUGUGGGCCACUGUGCCAAUCAAGGCUGAAAAAAAUGCUCCCACUGAGCCAAUCACGGAUGAUGAGCGCAUGUGGUUAACGCGGGAAUGCAUCCUCCGAUACCUGCGCGCCUCCAAAUGGAACAUCUUUGAGGCCGAGACUCGGCUUCAGAAAACCUUGACCUGGCGCCGGGAAUACGGCUUGGACAAGCUGACUUCUGAGUAUAUCUCUAUUGAGAACGAAACAGGCAAGCAGGUGAUUAUGGGAUACGAUAUCCACGCCCGGCCUUGCUUGUAUCUUUUGCCUUCCAACCAAAACACCGAAAGGAGUGAUCGUCAGAUCCAGCAUUUGGUGUUCAUGCUGGAGCGGGUGAUUGAUCUGAUGGGACCCGAUCAAGAGACUUUGGCCCUUCUGGUCAAUUUCAAGGAGACCAAAUCGGGUGAAAAUGCCUCUGUGGGCCAGGCCAAGCAGACCCUGGACAUCCUGCAGAACCACUAUCCCGAGCGAUUAGGCCGUGCCUUGGUGAUCAAUGUGCCCUUCCUUAUCUGGGGUUUCUUCAAGUUGAUCACACCGUUCAUUGAUCCCAACACUCGUGAAAAGCUCAAGUUCAAUGAAGACCUGCGAGAACAUGUUCCCGCAAGCCAGCUUAUGAAGCCUGUCGGCGGUGAGCUCGAGUUCAAAUAUGACCACUCGAUCUAUUGGCCCGCGCUCAACGAGCUCGCCCAACAGCGACGCGAUGCUUACCGGGAGCGAUGGAUUCAGGGUGGUAAGCAAAUUGGAGAAUAUGAGAACUUUCUCAAGGGAGUCGACAUCCCGAGUGUGUCUCAGGACACAAACACCUCGGUGACUGGCGCCACGUCUUCAAGUUAA
Molecule: messenger RNA, 1026 nt
Organism: Penicillium oxalicum
Lineage: Eukaryota; Fungi; Ascomycota; Eurotiomycetes; Eurotiales; Aspergillaceae
Product: CRAL/TRIO domain protein
Exons: 2
Coding region: 1-1026 (341 amino acids)
Molecular function (GO): phosphatidylinositol transfer activity
Source: RefSeq, a predicted model, not a curated record